AUGAAGAAGAAGCCCCGGACUGCUAUCCAAAGAGGCAGCAGUGCCGGCCUCCUGGCUGUCACACAUCACCGCAAGCAGCAGCAGCAAAAGCAACAGCAACAGCAGCAACAACAACAACAACCGCAGCAACAACAACAGCAACAGCAACAGCAGCAGCAGCAGCAGCAGCAGCAGCAGCAGCAAGAAAAGAUGGAUUAUCUGACUGUGUUGACGCCUCUGUCUCACGUAGAGAGCAUAUCUGUUUCUGCUGCUGCAGCAGCAGCAACACCACGACCCUCCUCCUCCUCCUCCUCCUCAGCAGCAGCAGCAGCAGCAGCAGCAGGAGCAGCAGCAGCAGCAGCAAAGUCUUCACCUUCUCUGCAUGCGCUGCUGCCCCCAUCACCAGCAGCAACAGCUUACGCACACUCUGACACCUCUACACAACCCGAGAGGUCCUCGCUGCUGUCCCCCAGCCCGCUGCUGCUGCCGCGGACGCCAACGAAGCAGGUUGAGCCUCUGCUGCAGCAGCAGCAGCAGCUGCUGCAGCAGCAACUUGAGAUUCUGCAGCAGCGCCAGGAGUUGCAACAGCAACAGCAGCAGCAGCUGCAGCAGCAGCUGCUGCAGCAGCAGCAGCAGCAACAGCAGCAGCAAAGAAUCAAUGAAGUUGUUACGCAGCAGCACAGCGAACUGCUGCGAAGCUUCGGAGAGGUAAGAGUAUCCCCGCGACAGCGGCUGCAGCAGCAGCAGCAGCAGCAGCAACAGCAGCAGCAACUGCUGCUGCUGCAGCAGCAACAGCAACAACAGCAGCAGCAGCAGCAGCAGCAGCAGCAACAGCAGCAGAAGCAGCAGCAGAAGCAAUUCAACUCAACUCAGCAGCAAGACACACACUGCUGCAGCCCCGAAGCAGCAGCGCAACAGACCCACAGGCCCGCCUGGCUGCGAAGGCCUGCGCCGCAGCAGCAGCAGCAGCAGCAGCAGCAACAGCAACAGCAGCAGCAGCAGCAGCAGGAGCAACUGCAGCAGCAACAACAACAACACCAACAUCUGCAAGUGCAACAGCAAACCGCGCCGGCUCCAGCAACACAGCAGCACAAACAGCAGCAGCAGCAGCAACAGCAGCAGCAGCAGCAGCAGCAGCAGCAAGCUACCUUCUUGUGGGGCCGCGUGCUGCAGCAACGCCGCUGCCAGCCCUGGAUUGACCAUCGCAUGCAGACAGCAGCGUUGCUGCAGAACAGCAGCAGCAGCUUCAUGCCUCAGCAGCAGCAGCAGCAGCAGCAACAGCAGCAGCAGCAUGUAGAGCAGGCAGCAUCUAGUUCGCCUCUGUUGCUGCACCAGCAGCAGCAGCAGCAGCUGCUGCUGCAGCAACGUGCUGCUCCCCUCUCUGUUCAACUGAAUGGAGGAGACUUGCAGCAUGCGUGGAGCCCUGAGCCCUGA
Molecule: messenger RNA, 1413 nt
Organism: Eimeria mitis
Lineage: Eukaryota; Apicomplexa; Conoidasida; Eucoccidiorida; Eimeriidae
Exons: 4
Coding region: 1-1413 (470 amino acids)
Source: RefSeq, a predicted model, not a curated record